This is a messenger RNA of Hyaloscypha bicolor E, 922 nucleotides long. RefSeq names its product haloacid dehalogenase. The transcript is spliced from 3 exons. Gene Ontology annotation, molecular function: hydrolase activity, acting on halide bonds, in C-halide compounds. NCBI's taxonomy places the organism in Eukaryota, Fungi, Ascomycota, Leotiomycetes, Helotiales, Hyaloscyphaceae. The coding region runs from base 36 to 848 and encodes 270 amino acids. The record is from RefSeq and is a predicted model, not a curated record.
CACUGCUAACAUUUCCUGACAUUCUGUUCCUCAAAAUGUCUUCCAAAGACAAGAUUGUGAUUGCUUUUGAUCUCUAUGGAACGCUCCUUUCUACUGAAAGCAUUGCAAAGGACCUUGCUACCCAUUUCGGGCAGGAGCAAGCAAAUAAAAUUGCUACAUUGUGGCGCAGAUAUCAGUUAGAGUAUACCUGGAGAAUGAAUAGCAUGACAUUGUACAAGCCGUUCUCAGAGAUCACGAGUGCAGCUCUCAAGCACGCUCUAGCAGAGUCCUCGGUCAGCCUCUCUGAUGAAAAUAUCAGCAAACUGAUGAAGGCAUAUGACAAUCUUGGCACUUUCCCAGACGUUCAGCCAGGCCUCGAAGCCAUAGCAUCAGAUCCAUCAAUCGACGCAUAUGUCUUCUCCAAUGGAAGUGACGACAUGGUCUCCGCAUCCGUGAAUCAAUCUCCUUCCCUAUCAGCUCACGCUUCAGUCUUCAAAAGUCUCGUCACUGUUCAAGAGAUUGAAGUUUUCAAGCCUGAUCCAACGGUCUACCAUCAUUUGUGCAAAAAGGCUGGCAAGUCCUUCAGCAAUGAAGAUAUGGCGAGCGUCUGGCUUGUGAGUGGAAAUCCAUUUGACAUUGUUGGUGCCAGAGCAGCAGGAAUCCAGGCGGCUUGGGUUGACCGAGGUAGUGGCCAUUCUGGGAAUGGGGGGUGGACGGACCAGUUGGGAACUUUGGCUAGUGGUGGGCCUACUAUCAUCGUAAGUGGUGUUGAGGAGGCUGUGACGGGAAUUAAGAAGUGGAUGGCAGAGAAUGCGGGAGGAAGUGGUGGUGGCAAUAAUAAGGAGCCUGCGACAAUGGGUCCUGGAUGAGCGUGUGAAUAGUUUUGACGACUCUUAUAUAGGUCAAACGUAAUGGACGAGUAUUUUAUGAUCAAGUUGGGCGC